Messenger RNA from Odontomachus brunneus, 1405 nucleotides. RefSeq names its product arginase, hepatic (gene arg). NCBI's taxonomy places the organism in Eukaryota, Metazoa, Arthropoda, Insecta, Hymenoptera, Formicidae. The record is from RefSeq and is a predicted model, not a curated record. Bases 100 to 1119 code for a protein of 339 amino acids. Gene Ontology annotation, cellular component: cytosol; cytoplasm; nucleus. Gene Ontology annotation, molecular function: arginase activity; manganese ion binding. The transcript is spliced from 7 exons.
UGUCCUAUCAGUCUCCGGGUCAAAGCCGCACGUAUCACUUCGUCGUAAACAACACCGAACGAUCUCUUUAGUCGUAAAUAAGAAAUACAGUGCAGAAAAAUGAAUACGCUCACGAGAGCACGUGCGAUUUUCGCAAAAUUAGGUGUCCGUUCUUACAGUGGAAGAGUUGGCAUAAUAGGCGUGCCAUUCGACAAGGGACAGAGAAAAGUAGGAGUGGCUCGUGGACCUGAGACAAUCAGAGCUGCGGGACUGAUACAGGAAUUAAAAGUUUUAGGGCUAGAUGUGCGUGAUUAUGGCGAUGUCAGUUACGGCGAAGAGAACAUACAUGAUGUGAAUAAUAUGUCUCACUUAAGCGACGUGGCUAGCUGCACGAGUCGUUUAUCCGAACAUGUUCGACAAAUAAUACAAGAUGGCAGGCAAGUGGUGACAAUUGGCGGCGACCACAGCGUAGUUAUCGGUACUAUUGACGGACAUAUCAAGGAGAGGCAAGAUGUAGCAGUGAUAUGGGUGGAUGCACACGCGGAUCUCAACACCAACAAGACCAGUGACAGUGGUAAUGUGCAUGGAAUGCCUGCGGCAUUGUUGAUUUCUGAACUAUCAGACUACUGGCCGUACCUGCCCGGCAUGGAUUGGCAAAAACCAAUGUUGCCCCUCAGAAACCUAGCUUACAUCGGCUUGAGAUCUGUGGAUCGUUAUGAAAGAUUAGUGAUCGAAAAGCAUGGUAUCACAGCUUUCGGUAUAGAAGAUAUAGAGCAUUAUGGUAUUCAUAAUGUGUUCCACAUGGCACUGAAUAAGAUAGAUCCUCACAAUGAGAAAUCUAUACAUGUUAGCUUCGACAUAGACUCAUUGGAUCCGCUUGAAGCACCCAGUACCGGCACACCAGUGCGCGGAGGAUUGUAUCUUAGAGAAGCGGUUCAUCUCAUGGAGCAGAUACACAGAACACGCAGACUGAGUGCCAUUGAUUUAGUAGAGGUCAAUCCACAAAUUGGUGAUGAAAAAGAUGUAAGAAUUACUAUAGAGGCAGCGAUACACAUUAUCCAGGCAGCAUUAGGUCACAUGAGACGUGGUUUAAUGGUUCCUAAAGGUGUAACUGAUAUGCCAUUACAAACAUUUCGAUAAUAUACACUGCUGAUGUAUAUAAUAUAUAUAAAAUAUAUUAUGGACACAAUUGACAAAUUUAUCAUAAACUGAAAAGAAAUGGCAUGUAUCUGUGUUGUAUUUUAAUAUAUAGAUAUUUAUCAAAUUUUUACAUAUAUAUACAAUAUUUAUGUAACACUGUCUCUACUGUUAGAGUGAUUACAUACACGAAUAAUUAAUUUCUGCCAUUAGUACUCUAUAUAUAAGUAUUAUAUUCAAAAUAAAUAAAUUGUAUAUUCUUUUUAAUAAUUAUAUUUGUCACUCUAUA